This is a messenger RNA of Penicillium antarcticum, 891 nucleotides long. Its product is annotated as rRNA-processing protein RRP15. Lineage: Eukaryota; Fungi; Ascomycota; Eurotiomycetes; Eurotiales; Aspergillaceae. Gene Ontology annotation, biological process: maturation of LSU-rRNA; maturation of 5.8S rRNA. The record is from RefSeq and is a predicted model, not a curated record. The transcript has a single exon. Bases 1 to 891 code for a protein of 296 amino acids. Gene Ontology annotation, cellular component: preribosome, large subunit precursor.
AUGGCUCCUAGUUAUUCUAAGAAGCGCAAGGUCCUUGAUGGCCUCAAGGGCAAGACCGGUCGCACCAAGAAAUUCCGCAAGCAGCGUGAUUACCACAGCAGCUCCGAGGAGGAGAGCGACAAUGAGAACUUCGCCGCCGUCAAUCUUGAAGACUCGGAUGCCGAAGACGAUGGUGGUGUUUCAGUGAACAAGAAGGCCACACCUGAGCCUCCUGCGAAGAAGAAGAAGACAAGCUCAGCACCCACGCCGAAAAAAUCAGAGGAAGAAUCAGACAUCACCGACGAUGAGGAGAUUGAACUAGACGACGAAGAUCUCGAAGAUCUUGAAGAUGACGACGAAGAGAACAAUGCCUCUGGAUCGGACGAAGACCACCCCGCCGCCACAGGCGCCAACCGUGGCCGAUCCGUCCCCAAGCGCAACGACCCUACCGCAUUCUCAACCUCCAUCUCCAAGAUUCUGGCAACAAAACUUCCCACAUCCGCACGGGCUGAUCCCGUUCUUUCAAGAAGUCAGUAUGCCGCAAAGCUAUCCAGCGAGGCAGCGAACGAGAAGCUCGACAAAGCCGCGCGGGCUAAGAUGCGCGCCGACAAGAAGGAAGAAAUGGACCGUGGUCGUAUCCGUGAUGUGAUGGGUAUCAAGCGAGGAGUGACUGGUCAGGUCACCGAGGAGGAGAAGCGUGUGCGCAAGAUGGCCCAGCGUGGUGUUGUCAAGCUAUUCAACGCUGUGCGCGCGGCUCAAGUCCGGGGUGAGGAAGCAGCCAAGGAUGAGCGCAAGAAGGGCACAAUUGGUAUGGGAGAGCGUGAGAAGGCUUCUAACGAGGUCAGCAAACAAGGAUUCCUUGAGUUGAUCAACGGAAAGAAGGGAAAGCCUUUGAAUAUCGAGGAGGCGUAA